Molecule: messenger RNA, 951 nt
Organism: Archocentrus centrarchus (flier cichlid)
Lineage: Eukaryota; Metazoa; Chordata; Actinopteri; Cichliformes; Cichlidae
Product: olfactory receptor 2T27-like
Exons: 1
Coding region: 1-951 (316 amino acids)
Biological process (GO): detection of chemical stimulus involved in sensory perception of smell; G protein-coupled receptor signaling pathway
Cellular component (GO): membrane
Molecular function (GO): G protein-coupled receptor activity; olfactory receptor activity; odorant binding
Source: RefSeq, a predicted model, not a curated record
AUGGAGCAAAUGAAUGAUGAAUUUAAUGUGACAUAUAUAACUUUUGGUGGGCAUGUUGACUUGCAAAAAUACAGAUUUCUGUAUUUUGCCAUCAUGUUUAUAGUAUAUAUUCUAAUACUUUGCAGCAAUUCAACUAUAUUAUGUCUCAUCUGGAUUAAGAAAAGCCUGCAUGAGCCUAUGUAUAUUUUUAUUGCAGGAUUGUUACUGAACUCUGUUAUCUUCAGCACUAACAUCUACCCAGAACUUCUGAUUGACUUUUUAUCUGACAAGCAGAUCACAACUCAUUCACUAUGCAGCAUUCAAGCAUUUAUUUAUUACUCUUUAACUGGUUCAGAGUUCUUUCUGUUGGCAGCUAUGGCCUAUGACAGGUAUGUGUCUAUAUGCAAACCCCUGCAAUAUCCAACCCUCAUGAAAAAAACAACUGUCACAGUUUUGCUAGUUUCAGCUUGGCUUCUACCUGCUUGCCAGCUUUUCCCAUCAGUUGUAAUGAGUCACAGUUAUAAAAUCUGCAACUUUACCUUGAAUGGAAUUUUUUGUAAUAAUGCAAUUUCCAAGCUUUACUGUGAUACCUCAAGAGCAACAUAUAUCAUAUAUGGUGUGUUUAUACUACUUAACACUGUAGUUCUUCCUUUGCUUUUCAUACUUUUUACAUACUCAAAGAUAUUUGUAAUUUGCUAUCGAAGCUGCAGAGAAGUCAGGAAAAAAGCUGCACAGACCUGUUUACCCCACCUGCUUGUUUUAGUAAGUUUUUCAGGUUUGUGUUCAUAUGAUAUAAUUAUAGCUCGACUGGAAAUUAAUUUGCCCAAAGCUGCACGUUUUAUAAUGAGCUUACAACUGGUUUUGUAUCAUCCACUCUUUAAUCCAAUCAUAUACGGACUAAAAAUGAGAGAAAUCUCUAAACACCUCAAGAAGUUAUUCUGUAAAUGCAAACUCAGCAUAUAUCAAAAAUAA